CUCCGGAAGUGAGGCGUUUAUUGACAAUAUGGCGACCGGACCAGCUGAGAGGGGACCUGACAUUUUUCGGUUUUGUCAGUGACCGCAGAUGUGGAUGAUCAAAGCAAAAUCUGUGCGCGAUAGAGUGUUAUGAAUGAAGGGACUCGGGAGCUGUCGGGAUGUUGUCUCUGAGCUGAGCGAGCGUUCACAGCUUCAGAUUCAUCAUGUCGUUCUUCAGACGGAAAGCUAAAGGAAAGGAACCUGAGAGACCAGCAGAUGCCAAAGCCAGCAAAGCCCCAGUGUCGCCCCACUCCCCCUCUCUUAGCGGCAGUAAUCAUCAUGCUAUCCUGGAUGCAGCAGGACCCAGCCAUGUGGCCAUCAAUGCUAUCUCAGCCAACAUGGACUCCUUUGCCCGCGGCCGCACUGCUAUUCUCAAAAAACAGCCUAGCCACAUGGAGGCAGCACACUUUGGAGACUUAGGUCGCUCCAGUGUCAACUACCAGGUUCAAGAGACUCGCUCUCGGCUUUCUAAAACUGUAGACCAGAUCUUGCGGGAUAAUCUGGCCUUGCCCUACUUCAUACAGUUAAUGGAGACCCGCUCAGCUGAGCACCUGGUCCGCUUCUGGCUUGAGGCUGAGAGCUUCCGAUCCACCAGCUGGUCUAGGGUCAGAGCACACAGCCUCAACUCAGUCAAACACAGCACCUUGGCUGAGCCUGCGGCUGGCCUGGAAUCCCCCGACUCACCAGACUCUCCAAACGACCCCAGCAGACCCUCAGCUCUGGAUGAGGGAGACGAAGAGGACACUUUCUCCUCCCGGACGUCCUCCAGACCUCACACCCCCAGCCCCCAAGACACUAACUCUCAUACCAGGGCUCUGAUUGGCCACCGGAACUCUGUUAGCUCAGAGGGGGCGGCCCGGCCUGGGACUCCCCACCUGCAGCCCACCCUAAGGUCAGAAACGCCCACCAGACAGCCCUCCUCCAGGACAGGCACUCCAGUUAAAGGCCAGUCUACUAGUGGCCUCUCUGAGAAACUUAUGAAAAGUGAGUACCAGUUAUGGCACUUUAGUGAGUUCUUGCGGAGCCAUUAUUUCUGUAAGUACCAGAUCGAGGUGCUGACCAGUGGUUCUGUGUUCCUUGCGGACAUUCUGUUUUGCGAGUCAGCCCUCUUCUACUUCUCUGAGUACAUGGAGAAGGAGGAUGCAAUGAAUGUACUGCAGUUCUGGCUGGCUGCAGAAAACUUUCAAGAUCAUUUGGCUUCCAAAAAAGGCCAGUACGAUGGACAGGAAGCCCAGAAUGAUGCCAUGAUUCUCUAUGACAAGUAUUUUUCACUCCAAGCCACAAAUCCGUUGGGUUUUGGUGACUCUGUACGGAUGGAGAUUGAAUCCAAUAUCUGUAGAGAAGGCGGACCUCUCCCAGACUGCUUCAACACUCCAAUAAGACAGGCCUGGACCACCAUGGAGAAGGUAUACAUGCCAGGCUUUCUGUCAAGCAACCUUUACUACAAGUAUUUGAGUGACCUUAUCAACUCCGUACGGGUGGACGAGUUUACUGGAGGAAAUGCCAACACUCCGAACCAGGGCUGGACCCCAGAAGGCGACCGCAACUCUAGCGUCAUGGAAGGGUCACAAGCCCAGCAAGGAUCUAAAAAAGCGGCAGUCAAGAUCCUGAAGAACUUUGAUGAGGCGAUAACGGUGGACAUCGCCAGUCUGGACCCUGAGUCUCUCUAUCAGAGACCAUAUGCUGGAAGAAUGACCUUUGGGAAGGUGAAUGAGCUGGGCCAGUUCAUCAGAGAGGCCGAGCCAGAGCCAGAUGUGAAGAAAUCCAAGGGUUCCAUGUUUUCUCAAGCAAUGAAGAAAUGGGUGCAAGGAAACUCAGAUGAGGCACAAGAAGAGAUGGCAUGGAAGAUCGCAAAGAUGAUCGUCAAUGACGUCAUGCAGCAGGGACACUAGGGAAGCCCUGAAGUGAAGUCAACAAAACUCUGACCCUCUCGUUCAGUGUGGAAGCAGCUCCUACCCUCCCUCCUGUCGCACCCUCUGCAUAAUGACUGGAGAAGCAAACGACCAGAAGACGAGCACAUUAACAUAUCAGUGAGGACCUGAAAGAGGCAUUCCAUGACUUCCUGCAUGUGUUUGUGUGUGAGAGUGUGAGUGUUUAGAUAUGCACACUAAUAGCCAAAAUAAGUUUUCUGUAUGAUCCACCCCAUCAUUUCUAGCACUUGUUUAUUGUUUGAAGAGGAGUGUAAUGAGUUCAGCUACAGAAAUGAAUAAACCUGUAAACAAACAAGCGAGAGCUGUCGCACAGCAGACCAACAGAACAAAAUCUCAACAUUCAGAACAAGACUUUCAAGAUUUUCAAACUGUACCUGUCGCUGUUGCAGUUUAGCUGUUACCAUGUCGACCAACAGGAAGUGCACAAGAAUCUGAACAGGAACUACAAUGUGGCUGUGACUUAAAUAUUUCCUUCCUUAUCUUAGUUCUUAUCUCAGACUUCUCUUUUAUCUUUCUUUUUUGUUCACUUUUUAAAAGAAUGGCUAUGAAGUGCUUAGGCCUGUUUUAGUAAAAACAAACAGAAAAACUAAAAUGCAUAAAUAUCCAAGGUGGCUACGUACAGUUUUAUUUACAGAUUUACGGUAUGCCAUAGUUGACAUACGUCAGCCAGUGUCUGAGACUGUUCAGUCCCUCUCUCAUGGACCUGAAGUGACUGAACUAAUGAACUUGGGCCUGGAAAAUGUUCCCUGACUCCCUCUAGAACCCUGUCCAGAUCUGAUUCUAGACUUCGAGAUAUACAAACUGAACUUCUAGGGCAAUGUUUAUCCCUGUUCUGUAUAAAUGUGGAUUCCUGGUUUACUGCCAUAUAUUAAUGUUAGUUCUUUUUAUGGUGAUUGUCUUUUUUUUUCUUUUUUUUUUUUUAAUGAUAUGUCAAACUCUGUCUAAGCAAAUCUCAAUGAUGACUGUUCCCCUUGAAACGUGUAAUUGGACAUGAAGUUAUUGCUUUGGACCUCAUUGAGAUGUGGACGAGAAACAGGAAAAAGACUUUUGGUACUAUGUACCACUAAUAUGUUUUCUGACGUAUAUGUGUGCUUAAUCUAUAAUAUAUUUAAAUGUGUUUGAUUUAAAUACAUAUAUUGUUGAAA
Messenger RNA from Sinocyclocheilus rhinocerous, 3115 nucleotides. RefSeq names its product A-kinase anchor protein 10, mitochondrial-like. The record is from RefSeq and is a predicted model, not a curated record. The coding region runs from base 204 to 1931 and encodes 575 amino acids. The transcript has 13 exons. Gene Ontology annotation, biological process: intracellular protein localization. Gene Ontology annotation, cellular component: plasma membrane; mitochondrion. NCBI's taxonomy places the organism in Eukaryota, Metazoa, Chordata, Actinopteri, Cypriniformes, Cyprinidae. Gene Ontology annotation, molecular function: protein kinase A binding.